UCUACAUCCCAAAUAUGUCAAACAAUUUGAUGAAGAAAAAGCUUCAAGGCAAAGUAGCCAUUGUAACCGGCGGCGCCAGCGGCAUCGGCGAGACCACCGCCCGCGCCCUGGCCGAUCACGGGGCGCUUGCGGUAGUGAUCGCCGAUAUCCAACCCGAAAAGGGCCGCGCUGUGGCCGAAUCCAUCGGCCUGCAGCGCUGCACCUACGUUCACUGCGACGUGGCGGACGAGGAACAAGUUGCGGCCAUGAUUGAAUGGACGGCAACGACGUACGGCGGCCUCGACGUAAUGUUCAGCAACGCCGGCAUCUUGGCCGGCUCCCCUCAGACCAUCCUAGAGCUGGAUUUUUCGGAAUACGAGCGCGUGAUGCGCGUGAACGCGCGUGGGGUGGCGGUGUGCGUGAAGCACGCGGCGCGUAAGAUGGUGGAAUUGGGGACGAGAGGCGCCAUCAUCUGUACGGCAAGUACGGCGGCGGAGAAGGCGAAAAUGGACUUGACGGACUAUAUAAUGUCGAAGCGGGCGGUGCUGGGGCUGAUGCGGUCGGCGAGUUUGCAGCUCGGGAAGCACGGGAUACGGGUGAACAGCGUGUCGAUGGGGGCGGUGCCCACGCCGCUUUCUGCAAAGCAUAGGCUGGUGACAGCGGCAGAUGUGGACAAGUAUAUCGGGCCCUACACGAGCUUGAAAGGGACGACGCUGACGGGCGAAAAUGUGGCGGAUGCGGUGGCAUUUCUGGCUUCGGAUGAGGCGGCGUUUGUCACCGGAGUUGAUUUAGCGGUGGACGGAGGGUUGAUUGCCAUCCCUUUCGACCUAUCUAACUAAUAAUGCUUGUCCACAAUUCCAAUAAAAAUGUACGUAUCUAAAAUUCUACUAAUAAACAUAUGUAUUGCCCUUUGUCGUUUCAAUUCGUACGAAAAAGACAUGUAUUAAUAAAUUUGGUAUCCUUUUUAUGUCCAUGUGUUCUAUGAUUUCCACGUAUAAUUUCCUACUACACGCUAAUAAGGACCUAGAUAUUUACCGGAA
Messenger RNA from Salvia hispanica, 1019 nucleotides. NCBI's taxonomy places the organism in Eukaryota, Viridiplantae, Streptophyta, Magnoliopsida, Lamiales, Lamiaceae. The record is from RefSeq and is a predicted model, not a curated record.